Cimex lectularius (bed bug) is the source of this 2085-nucleotide messenger RNA. RefSeq names its product vacuolar protein sorting-associated protein 4A (gene Vps4). Gene Ontology annotation, molecular function: ATP hydrolysis activity; ATP binding. Lineage: Eukaryota; Metazoa; Arthropoda; Insecta; Hemiptera; Cimicidae. Bases 529 to 1848 code for a protein of 439 amino acids. The transcript is spliced from 9 exons. The record is from RefSeq and is a predicted model, not a curated record. Gene Ontology annotation, biological process: endosomal transport; vacuole organization.
CACGGACUCGAACGUUCGUCUUUCCAACUUUUCGACGAGCGGUUCACCGCCAACGGAAAAUAUCGACCCUACGCUGAUUCUAACUUUUAUUCGACACGGUCAAUUUGGAAAGAAAGUGUAAAAAUAACGAGUUCGAUCCGAAGACUUGAAAUUUUACCCUUUUUUUUAACUUUGUUGUGUUUUUUUUUCUCUAAAUCUAGUCACCAAGAGGAAUGAGAUGUCCUGCCAGCUGAUGAUACCUUAUAACAUUAACACACACAUACAUUGUUAGAUCGUUUUGUUGAAAAUUAUUUAAAAAAAGAACCCGGUUCGUAUUCGACGUUUUUCACGUUUUUCUGACUUGACAGCGCCGGAAACAACCUCGUGCCAGGUUAUUGACAGUUUCACCUCAGAGAUCUUCAUACAGGAAAGUCGUUUCGUCCACUUGGAAAUGACAAGUUUAUAAUUUUUACCUAGUAUAAAUCUCAAUAAGUUUUCAUCUAGACGAAACGCCGUCGUUAGGUCCGGUUAAGAUACAAAAAGUAAAACAUGAGUGCUGGGAGCACGCUGCAGAAAGCCAUUGACCUGGUAACAAAAGCGACAGAAGAAGACAGGAAUAAAAAUUAUGAGGAGGCAUUACGUCUUUACGAGCAUGGUGUCGAAUAUUUCCUUCAUGCAAUCAAAUAUGAGACAAACAGCGAAAGAGCUAAGGACAGUAUCAGGACAAAAUGUUCACAGUAUCUUGAAAGGGCAGAAAAGCUGAAAGAAUAUCUGAAGAAAGGGAAAAAGAAACCUGUCAAGGAUGGUGAAGGUGCACCAAAAUCGGAUGAAAAGAAGAGUGACAGUGACAGCGAUUCUGAUGACCCAGAAAAAAAGAAACUACAGUCAAAACUUGAAGGUGCUAUUGUAGUGGAAAAACCAUGUGUCCAAUGGUCGGACAUAGCAGGCCUAGAAGUCGCUAAGGAAGCUUUAAAAGAAGCUGUUAUUCUACCCAUCAAAUUUCCUCAUCUGUUCACUGGUAAAAGAAUUCCUUGGAAAGGAAUUCUACUUUUUGGACCCCCUGGUACUGGUAAAUCAUAUCUUGCCAAAGCAGUUGCUACAGAAGCAAAUAACUCGACGUUCUUUUCUGUAUCUUCGUCCGAUCUUGUUUCAAAGUGGUUAGGUGAAUCAGAAAAAUUAGUGAAAAAUCUUUUUGAAUUAGCAAGAUCACACAAACCUAGUAUAAUAUUUAUUGAUGAAGUCGACUCGCUUUGUUCAUCCAGAUCAGACAAUGAAUCUGAAUCUGCAAGACGAAUAAAAACAGAGUUUUUAGUUCAAAUGCAAGGUGUUGGAAAUUGUAACGAUGGGAUCCUUGUCCUUGGGGCUACAAACAUCCCUUGGGUUUUGGAUGCUGCUAUAAGAAGGAGAUUUGAAAAGAGGAUUUUUAUCCCAUUGCCAGAAGAACAUGCAAGACUGCACAUUUUCAAAUUACACCUUGGGAACACAUUCCACGAACUCACAGAGGAAGAUCUCAAAAAACUUGCUGCCCAGACAGAAGGGUAUUCUGGUGCUGAUAUUAGUAUAAUAGUACGAGAAGCGUUGAUGAGACCAGUAAGAAAAGUGCAGACUGCAACUCAUUUCCGUCGAUUGUCAGGCCCUUCAAGAACUGAUCCCUCUGUUAUUGUACACGAUUUGUUGACUCCCUGCUCACCAGGAAGUCCAGGAGCUGUUGAAAUGUCCUGGAUGGAUGUACCAAGUGAUAAACUUUAUGAACCCCCAGUCACAAUGAGUGACAUGCUAAAAUCUAUUGCAACAUCAAAGCCCACGGUUAACCAAGAAGAUAUGGCAAGGCUUGAUAAAUUUACAAACGAUUUCGGUCAAGAGGGAUGAAUACUGCCAUUGCAAAUUGGGUUUUUAAUUUAUUUUAAAUGCUUCACUCUAGCUUUUGAAAAUGCUACCAACCCCUUUAAGAAAUUUCUUUUUAAAUGAGAGGUCUUUAGCAUUGGUUUUUCAUUUCUAACACAAACACACCAUCAUAGAACUUAGUCAAAAUAUUUUCUUUAAAGGGGACAAUAAAAAAAGAGGAUAAAAAUUGUACACCUACAUCAGAAUAUUGAAGCCAGGACA